CAAAGCCGCGGGGAGUCAACACCACCCCAUCCCGUCAACCUCUCUCCCUCUCGCCAGUUCAUUCCGUGGCGCUGUUAAUUUAUACCGCGCGCACGUUUGACCACAGAACUUCCCGUGUUCUCUUCUUCUCUUCUCCCACCUCCAUUCGCCAUCGGUCUCCGCUGCUGCGCAGCCCCGUUCAGACCGGGCAUCCGGGGGCAUUGAUUAAGCUUAAAGCUUCCUGCUGGUCAACUCCCCGCUCCACCAUGCCAAGGAGAGGAGACUCUGUUUUUAUUUAUACUACCUUCUCCGAUUCUCUCAGUUUCGCUUGACCUGACUACUUAGCUUGGCGGCGAACGCCGGCACGCGGCGUGGAACUUCCGAGAACUGGACCGGGUGUUGCGGGGGGAUCGAAGAAAGACGACGACGACGACGACGGCGACGAGCUGCACAAGCUAGCUUCCGAGCUUGUAUUUGUUCCGACUUGCGACUGGCUUGGAAGGAGUGGUGGAAAGAACGGGGAAAGAUACAGGAGAACUGGAUUCUGGACCUGGUAUUGCAUAACAUAGGAGGAGACGGCCUUUGCAUUCAUAGCAGUUUGGUGGUGAUUGGUACCUACAGCCUGGAAAUAUUGUGCCGUGGGUGAUGUCCUUGGCCGUUCUUGUUUGAUGGCAAGUGCAAACACGGGAGGGUUCCGCCUCGUGAGGUGCCCAAAGUGUCUCAACAUCCUACCAGAGCCUGCAAAUGUUUCAGUCUACCAGUGCGGUGGAUGCAACACCACUCUUCGAGCUAAAGUCCGUCCUGGCAGUGCACAAAAUGUGGCCACAAAACAGGUUCAGCAAGACUCCGGCGAUCACUCUGUUAUUACACCUGUGAGCAAUGGAGCGUCCACAAAACAAGUUAGGCAAGACUCGGGCAGCUACUCUGUUGUUACCUCGGUUGGCAAUGGGGUGUCUCCUCAAAGCAAGGAACUGGAUUCCAUUGGUGCUGCCCUGGAUGAUCCCUGCACUCCAGAUACUCCAUGCACCGAGGCCGAGCACGAGAGCAAUGGCUUUGGAAGCAAUGAGGAUGGUGAUGCCAUUCCAGCUGAGAAGAAUGUGUUGGAGGUUGAAAUUACCGAGUGCAAUGAACACGACAGUUCUGAUGGAAGGGACACCGAUGGAGAAAUGGAAGAGCUUGCUGCCCUCAUACAUGGCACGCAUAUAGGUUCUGACAAUGAAGAGAACAUCACUGUGGAGCGAAGUGCAGAGAGUCCAGAGGCUUGCACAGUAGGAGAAGAGGAUGAAGAGGAACGCAGUCUGAAAGCCUCACAGCCCUUGUCUGAUGGAAGAGGAUCGCCUGUCAAUUCGCCAGAAUCUGAGCAGAGUGGAGCAUGCAAAACUGAAGCUGCUGCAGGCACGAGAAGGAAGCUCGUAAGGGUGCAAUCUCGAUCUUGUGAUCUCCGAGAAGGGGCUAGAGUGUCGGUUGACUCGCUUGAUUUCCACUCCUCUCGGACUUCAUUCCAGUCAAAGAGCUUCAGGGCAAGUGAACCCCUUGAAUCAAAGAUCAUGAAGACGGUGGAUGAAUUGAAAGAUGACCUGUCCGAAAUUUUCAGUAAACCAUCUUCUGACUGCAAGCCAAGGGCACACCCUGCACGUCCUCUGAAACAAGAUGGUUACAGGCCUCAUGUUGCCAUCGCAUCCAGCCAACCUCUUACAGCUUAUCAUCCUACUACCAAGCAUUCUGGCAUUGCAUCUCGUCUGAGUCGGUCUGGCCAAGUUGCUCCUCAUGGCCAUGGGCUACCCUUACCGCGGUAUCGUCGACACAGUGCUUAUUCGUACGGUCACAGUGGGCAAAUGGAGAUGAGACCAUGCCCUCACCAAUGCUACCACCAUAGCUGCGGGCCACCUUGUUGCAGCUCCUGGAAACAAGAAACUGCACCACAGAAGCCACAAGCCAAGAAGACCAAGCGGCGGCCUCCACCGAAAAAUCUCUGUCGACCAGUCCUAAGGGGCGCGCCAUUCGUCCUUUGCUCGAACUGCCUCAGGCUGGUCCAGUUGCCCACCGGUUUUGCCAUUCCAAGCAGAGGAACACGCCGGCUGCAGUGUGGCUCCUGCUCAAAAGUUCUCUCCUACUCUUACAGAGACCCAAGCAGAAAGAAACUUCAGUCACCAUUUGGGGGGGAUGAGUCCAGCGUAGAUGACUACGGAAAUCAGCAGGUAGAUGAUGAGUACAACGCUGAUGCCCAUCAAGCUGACCCAUACUCGUACUCGGAAGAGUACGGUAUCUCAGCUGGUGCAAGCUAUUCUACCGAGGACGGACAACCCCUGCAUGUGUCAAGGAACUCGUCUUUCAACACCAUCGAUGAAAGAAGUGCCAAGGAGUCUAAGCUUCACCGGUUGAUGGGGUACUCUUCAGCGAGUGAGCUGAUGCGGCGUUCUCCUGAUCUCUAUGAGAGUUUCAGCAGACGAGCACCUAAUGCAAGAGCAUAUGACAUGAAGGGGAAAGGCGUUUGCGUGACCGGUGAUGAUUCAAGUGCAAAACAUAUUGCAGUGAAAUCAAAAGCAAAAGAGAGAAGUGUAGGCUUGACAUUCCAAGGAAUGUUCAAGAAAAGGAUUCAUUGACUGGAGUCUCUCAAUCUCAGGCCAUAGCUAACCUCGGUUCCCAGCUGGCGAGUUUAGGAGAAAGUAUACAAGUAGAUUCAGUUUUUGGAAUCGUGAUAGAAUGAUGGGUAUUUUGGUGUAGUAGACUAGUAGUAGUUAGCCUUCCAAUCGGUGAGUGAGUUCACUGAGUUAUUUGCCAAUCCUCUGUAAGGUUACUGGUUUGGAAAAAAUGUGUGCUUUUCGACGUGUGUAUAGUUUCUGGACUCCAAAUUUUCAGCAUUGUGAUCGCAUCUAUAGACGAAAUAAUAUGUGCUUUAUUAUUUUUGUUUUUUAA
Molecule: messenger RNA, 2895 nt
Organism: Lolium perenne
Lineage: Eukaryota; Viridiplantae; Streptophyta; Magnoliopsida; Poales; Poaceae
Biological process (GO): regulation of defense response to fungus
Source: RefSeq, a predicted model, not a curated record